Messenger RNA from Sesamum indicum (sesame), 2011 nucleotides. Lineage: Eukaryota; Viridiplantae; Streptophyta; Magnoliopsida; Lamiales; Pedaliaceae. The record is from RefSeq and is a predicted model, not a curated record.
UUUUCAGGACGCAAUGCUCAAACAAUUCGAUGGAUAUAAUAUGAACUUCAUGCAUAGAUUGUAGUACAGUUUUGUGUUAAGUAGUGGCACCAGCAACUCUUCAACUCCAUUAUCUUGAUUGCUCAACUCCGACGAGGUAUAAUUAUGACUUAACAACGGAACAUCUAAUCUAUGUUAUGUUUGUUAGAUGAGCCAUUUUUAGUAGUAAGAUUCUUUCUCUACUUCCAUGCCAGCAGUAAAUACUAAUUAAGGAACCCUUGGUGGUGGUUGGAUUCUCUGUGGGAAUUAUGUCCCUUUUCCUUUUUCUUUUAAGUUUGUCGUGUUUUGUUUGCAUUGAUUAUCAUGAUUUAAUGUUCCAUAACCAUUCCAAGAUUAGUGAUGGAAGUUAUACAAGAAAUAGUGAUUGUUGGUGCUGGAAUUGCUGGCCUUACAACCUCUUUAGGACUUCACAGAUUGGGAGUUCGGAGUUUGGUAUUGGAGUCGGCCGACACAUUGAGGACCGAUGGAUUUGCCUUUGCAUUAUGGACUAAUGCUUGGAAGGCAUUGGAUGCCAUUGGUAUUGGACACAAUCUGCGUCAGAAACACAACCAACUCACUAGACUAGUGAGUACAUCAGUGAUUUCUGGGCUACCGACAGCAGAACUGUCUCUUGAACUGUUAGUAUGUGGAUGCAGGGGCAAUCAUGAAGUCCGGCGUAUUAAUAGGAAGGUGCUGAUUGAAUCCUUAAGGAACGAACUUCCUGAAGGAACGAUCAGAUAUUCGUCCAAAGUCGUGUCAAUUCAGGAUUCUGGUUUCUUCAACACAAUUCAUCUGGCUGACGGAACUGUUCUUAAAACUAAGGUGUUGAUUGGGCAUGACGGAGUAAUCUCGGUGGUGGCCAAAUUUCUAGGCUUUAGUAAACCAUCAUCUGCGGGGCGAGCAUCCAUAAGGGGCUACUUAGAUUGUGAGAAUGGCCAAGGUUUUGAGCCUAAGUUCCUUCAGUUUUUCGGAAAUGGCGUCAGAUAUGGUGUCACUCCAUGUGAUGACCAUGGUGUUUACUGGUUUUUCACGUAUAUACCCUCUGCCCAAGACAAAGGCGUAGAAGAAGAUCCAGCUAAGAUGAAGCAAUUUGUACUGAGCAAGCUCGGUAAUACCUCCAACAAGGUCAGGAAUAUCUUUGAACAAACAGAUUUGAACAGUAUGAUAUGGUCCCAGUUAAAAUUUAGACAAGCAUGGGAGUUGCUUUGGGGAAAUAUCAGUAAAGACAAGGUGUGUCUAGCCGGAGACUCCCUACACCCUGUGACACCAGAUAUCGGCCAAGGCGGUUGUUCAGCACUGGAGGAUGGUGUGGUUUUGGCCAGGGUUUUAGCCAAAGCAGUGACACAGAAGCCGAGUGUGGGCGUACAAGACAAUGCUGAAGAAAUCAAGCAGGAGAGGAUGAAGAUGGGGUUGGAAAAGUAUGCGAAAGAGAGAUGGAGAUGUAGUAUAGCUUAUAUGGUUGGCUUUAUACAGCAGAGACGGAUUUUUGGCUGCCAUUUUGUUGAAGAUGUCUGAUUCUGAUUGUGGCAGCAGCAUUGCUGAUUAUUGAAUCUUAUUCUUAUGUAACAUACAGGUCUUGUUUGAUCAAAUUAUAUUCUUUUGCCAAUUUAGUUCCCAUCUGACAUUAUUACCUCAUUUAACCAACAUACAUAUACAUCGCUGACAGAUGACAGAUACAAGUUUCUUUGCUUGCUUCAUUUUUGUUUGUGUUUUAGGGUUUUACUUUGUGUAAUUGCCUAUUUUUUCGUAUCAUUUUAUUGGAGAAAGAAGUGUAAUAAAAGAUAAAAGAGUGUGGAGUAGUGCAUAAGAAACAUAGGAAAAAUGACUAUAUUGCCCACAUCGCUUCUUCAUCCUGAUAUUCCCAGGUUUGGGGUAGUCACUCUACUCAUUCUCUUUUACUGCCUGCUUGGAGAAAGAGACCCCCAAAAGCGAACAACUCCUUCAAUUCUAGGGUUUAUCUUCGAAAUUCUCACACUGAUUCAUCCAAUCUGAG